Molecule: messenger RNA, 1305 nt
Organism: Symbiodinium sp. CCMP2456
Lineage: Eukaryota; Dinophyceae; Suessiales; Symbiodiniaceae
Source: the annotation of a GenBank genome assembly
AUGGCAGGCGGCAAGAUCUUUGGGGGUGUGGAAUCUUGGGUGGACACAUCGAAGGCGGCAGGUUGCACAAGUCAGGUUCAGCAGUUGGGCUUGGAGAACACGAUUAGGCAGAUUGUGACCUUGAAGUACUUCUUCUACUCUCCCAACUUGGUCUGGCUCAUCCUGGCUUUCGUGAUCUAUGCCGUGGCCCCUUACGACAUUCCAGCGGCCAGAACUUGGUCCUGGAGUUGGAUUCUGCCAAGGCUUUUCUUGAACUUGGCGGUUGCUUUUGCCUACUACGGCUUCUUCUACUUCGGCCUUUACAUCAGCAACUGGUCCAGCAGGAAGUUUUCCCCAGAGAAGUUUCCCACUGCGGGCAAUAUGGCGCACAACCUAUACUAUUGGUCGCUGGGUGUGCUGCAGUGGACACUUUUGGAGGCCCUGAUGCUUCGUUUGUGGGCCGUCGGCAAGGUGCCUUAUGUCACGGCUGGGGAACUCUUCUCUAGCCCUGCCCUGCUGUCCUUGAAUGUUUUCUGGGUGAUGAUUAUGCCGCUGUGGCGGGAUUUGCAUUUCUACAUUGCGCAUCGCUUCAUCCACAUCCGUGCGAUCUACAAGUAUGUACACAGCUUGCACCACCGAAAUGCAGAUCCCGAGCCGUUCUCAGGGCUCACCAUGCACCCGAUAGAGCACUUGUACUACUUCUCCAAUGCCUUCUUCCCUGCCCUGUAUCUGUCGGGGCUGUCUCCGUUUGUUUUCUAUUGGUGUUUCUUCCACUUGGCGAUUGCCCCAGCUGCCGGACACAGCGGCUGGGAGGAUCAUUUCCAAUCGGAUCAGUACCACUACUGCCAUCACGCCAAGUUCGAGUGCAACUACGGCUCUCCGAUGAGUGGCUUUAUCGACCAAUGGUGUGGCACCUUCCGGGAGAAGUUGGGAGAGUCCAAGGAGUACAAGGGACAGUACAGAGAUGAGAACAACAACAUCAACACCAAGACUUGGGCUGCGGAGUCUUACCUGGGCUUGCCGAAGGACGUGUACCAUGGCACUUACACACUUUUCUGGGCUGCCAUGGUGCCUUUGAUUGCUUGGGCAACGGCCCACCCAAGCCACCAGGCUGUUUCUCAGCUCACAGGCUUCAUCGUGGCCUUUGGCCCAGUGCUCCUGGCCUUGGCUCUGUGUCAUCUCUCUGGUGACAAGCUGAGCUGGCGCUGGCCUUUUCAGAAGGAGCGGAUCAUCGGACAGUUUGGGCUUUUCUUGACCCUUGGCUUCGUUGCCGUCUUGCUCCCAACUUAUCACGCUGUUUCCUGGAGUGUUGCUGCUGGGCUCUAA